Molecule: messenger RNA, 318 nt
Organism: Halteromyces radiatus
Lineage: Eukaryota; Fungi; Mucoromycota; Mucoromycetes; Mucorales; Cunninghamellaceae
Exons: 2
Coding region: 1-318 (105 amino acids)
Source: RefSeq, a predicted model, not a curated record
AUGAACGAACAAUUUUCGACCAUUCUCAAUACGGACUGGAAGAGGCGUCAAUGGAUGCACUAUGUGUACAGUCGAAGCAUGGAGGACAUUUCACUCCUAGAUUCUUGCAAAAAAGGAAGUAUAUUACAGCAUGAUGCUCAUCAUGAGAAGAUUAUGCUGCCGAUUGAACAGCCUUGCUUUGAUCCAUUAUCAGCAAACAUAUUUCAGCCAUCGCCAUCGACUUCCGUUUUAGUACCCAAACGAUUCAUCAAAUGGUAUAACUCCAUGACAUUUGACAAUGGAUACAAGCAAUUGUACUCGUUCGAUGAACUUGCAUAG